GUAGGUAGUGGUGCGUGAGGCUGUCAGACGGCGUGCUCUGGGUCUGCGGACGGGGGGACAGCAGCAGCACCGGACCUCCGGACCUCCACGUAGACCCGGUGUGACCUCCACAGACCACCCGGACCGCCCGGACCCUGACCGCUCGGACCCGGACCGCUCGGACCCGGACCGCUCGGACCCGGACCCAGGUCAAAACGCCCUCCCAGGAGGAACUAGACAAAAAACGGGACGAGGCAAGAGGAGGAACGAGGGGGGUGGCGGGCUAGUUUUGUUUACCUUCCUUUUUUCUCUUCUUCCAGUUUUCGCGCUUUGUUGUUGUUGUUGUUGGUGGGGGGGGGGGGGGGGUGAGUCGUGGACUAAGGGGCUCCCGGGCUGGACCGCAUGCAUGACACAACGCAGAGGCGAGAAGCCCGCCAUCAGCAUCCAGGAGCACAUGGCCAUCGACGUGUGCCCCGGCCCCAUCCAGCCCAUCAAGCAGAUCUCAGACUACUUCCCCCGGUACCCGCGGGGCCCCCCCCCCGCCGCGCCCCUCCGGCCCCCGAGCCCGGCCCUCUCCACCUCCUCCUCCGCCUCCACCUCCUCCCCGGCCACCGCCGCCGCCGAAAGCGACCGCCCCAAUGAGGAUAAACCGGACCGGGCUGGGGCCGGAGCCGCCGCCUCCUCUCCGAGCGCCAGGAGGGACGAGGACCCCGACGUGGAGGGCUACGACUCGGACGACUCCACGACAUUGGGGACCUUGGAGUUCAGCUUGCAGUACGACCAGGAGAACAACGCGCUGCACUGCACCAUCAACAGAGCCAAGGGGCUGAAGUCGAUGGACCACAACGGGCUCUCGGACCCCUACGUCAAGCUGCAUCUCCUGCCCGGGGCCAGCAAGGCCAAUAAACUGAGAACCAAGACCCUGCACAACACACUCAACCCCGUCUGGAGCGAGACCCUCACCUACUACGGCAUCACGGACGAGGACAUGGUCCGCAAGACACUCAGGAUUUCCGUGUGCGACGAGGACAAAUUCCGACACAACGAGUUCAUCGGGGAGACGCGGAUCCCGCUCAAGAAGCUGAAGCCCAACCAAAUCAAAAACUUCAACAACUGCCUGGAGAAACAAUUACCUGAGUUCUGUUACGACAUUAAAUAUGCAGACCUCACCAAAAAGACCUUGGAGGUGACCGUGUGGGACUACGACAUCGGGAAGUCCAACGAUUUCAUAGGUGGCGUGUCUCUGGGCAUCAAUGCAAACGGAGAGCGGCUCAAACACUGGUUCGACUGCCUGAAAAACAAGGACAAGAAAAUUGAGCGCUGGCACACGUUGACCAAUGAAUUACCCGGUUCAUUAAAUGACUGAAGACCCCCCCCCCCCCCCCCCCAACACAACAGAUAGGACUUCCUGUCUUCGU
Molecule: messenger RNA, 1397 nt
Organism: Pseudoliparis swirei
Lineage: Eukaryota; Metazoa; Chordata; Actinopteri; Perciformes; Liparidae
Gene: doc2b
Product: double C2-like domains, beta
Exons: 7
Coding region: 386-1345 (319 amino acids)
Cellular component (GO): membrane
Source: RefSeq, a predicted model, not a curated record